Molecule: messenger RNA, 1739 nt
Organism: Trichobilharzia szidati
Lineage: Eukaryota; Metazoa; Platyhelminthes; Trematoda; Strigeidida; Schistosomatidae
Source: the annotation of a GenBank genome assembly
GACUCUAUAUAGUAUUCGUAUUUGAUUUAAAGAAGCUAUCUGUGUCCAGGAGAUCUCUUCAUUUAGUCGGAUAUUUCCAAUACUGUGAUGUUAAUUUCAUUAAGUUAAAAAUGAUGGAUGAAUCAGAAGAUUGGUACAUGGAUGAAGAUGUUGAUGUUGGAGAAGAGGAUAUUGGACCUUAUCAACAUCAUUUGGAUGGAGAUAUUGAAGAAAUGGAUAUAAUUGAUUAUGAUGAUACCUUAGGAGAAAAUUCAAUAUCAGUGAAAUCGUUAGCCAAAGAAAUGCUGACCUGUUCUUUACCAGUAAUAAAACAAGUUAAUUCACUUCUUAUUCUAAUACUUAUUUCAUGCUUAUUUUGGCAUGUUGUAAACAUUAUUCUCAAAAGAAGCUUUCAUUUCAAUGGGAAAAUUUACCAUACGUUUGUCACUAUUGUCCUGCAUGUCCUUUCUGUUUCUCUCGGAUUAUUCAUUUUACAUCGUGCUGCUUAUGAAUUAUGGUGGAUAAUAAUUGGAUUAACAGUGAGCCUGGCUGUUGUCUUUAUCCUUGAUAUUAAUUCUCAUUUUCGUCAUUCUGAUAAACAGAGUGUAAACUGGGAAACAUUUAUUACCUUAGGAAUAUGUUCAUCUGUUCAACUAUACUGUGAACUAUAUGUGAACCCUGUCCAAUGGCAUCAAAUUCGAGGAAGUAUUAUGAUCAUUAUUAUGAAAUCAAUAUCUUUUUCAAUGGAACAAAAAACACUUGAUAGUAACCAUGUCAACAGUCAACCGUGUAUACUAUUGUGGACACCAUUAUAUCGUGGAUUAGUUUGGUUAUCGUAUUGUUUGUGUCCAGCUAGUCUAUUGUUUGGUCCAUGGUUUAGUCCAUUGAAAUAUGAAGAAAUGAUUAGAAGUGAUUAUAAUAGUACAAGAUUUUCUUUAAAAAAUAUUAUCUUAUCAUUGUUGCAUACAGUUAAAUUAUUUGGAACAUCUUUACUGUGUUUAGUUUAUUCAACUUGUUCUACGUAUACAUUAAUUUCUAAAUUAACAUUUCAACCUUGGCUGUAUGCUUAUUUCUCCUCACAGAGUUUUCGUUUCAGUCAUUAUUUUGUAUGCAUUUCAAGUGAAUCUUUUAUGAAUGCCUUGGGAUACUGUGAUAAAUAUUCAGUUAAGUCUAAAGAAAAAUUAGAUGAUAAUAAUAAAGAAAAAGAAAAAAGCGCGAUAGAAGUGUACAAACCAUUUGUUGUGACACGUCCAUGGUCUAUUGAAUUUCCUCGAUCCUUAGUUGAAGUUGUAAUUCAUUGGAAUUUACCGAUGCAUACUUGGUUAAAACAAUAUGUAUACAAACCAUUACGUGCAUAUGGACAUAUUUAUGCUAUCGUGGGAACGUAUGCAGCUAGCUCACUAUUACACGGUUUGAAUUUUCAAUUGAGCGCUGUUCUAUUCUCUAUUGGAAUUUAUGCAUAUAUUGAAUAUGUUUUACGAGAGAAAUUAGCAACUAUUCUAAAUGCAUGUGUAGCCAGUCGACCGUGUCCAGAAACCUGUUCUCAUGUCAACAAGAAUUCUUCUUGGGUAUAUUGGUGGAAUUUUGCUUUCAGUUGCCUAGCCAUAUUCCAUUUGGCUUAUUUGGCUGUGAUGUUUGAUACAAGUGAACAACAGUACCAGGGUUAUAGUAUGUGGCAUGCUUUAAACAAAUGGUAUGGUUUAGGAUAUCUCAGUCAUAUUGUCGCUUUUGCUACCUUUUUGUUUUAUAAAUAUUUAUAA